Aricia agestis (brown argus) is the source of this 1651-nucleotide messenger RNA. Its product is annotated as zinc finger protein 62 homolog. Gene Ontology annotation, biological process: regulation of transcription by RNA polymerase II. The record is from RefSeq and is a predicted model, not a curated record. Gene Ontology annotation, cellular component: nucleus. The transcript is spliced from 2 exons. NCBI's taxonomy places the organism in Eukaryota, Metazoa, Arthropoda, Insecta, Lepidoptera, Lycaenidae. Gene Ontology annotation, molecular function: RNA polymerase II cis-regulatory region sequence-specific DNA binding; DNA-binding transcription factor activity; zinc ion binding. Bases 69 to 1370 code for a protein of 433 amino acids.
AUUUUGUGCUUUAUCACGUAAACAAGACGUUAAAUAAAUGCUAUAACAUAAAAUAAAGUUAAAUUACCAUGGCCUACGACACAGAUACAAUAAAGUCCGCUGUAAAAUUUAUAUCCGGGGAAAGCAAAAUAUGUAGGUUAUGUAUCGGAAACAUUGGAUCUAAGGAAAUAUCCUUUCUCGACUUUGUAACAAUUGAUUCUGCAUAUUACAACGAUAAGUUAUCAUACCAGUCCAUUUUUCGAGAACUUGGUGUCUCAUCAGAACGGGCUUUACCUGAGGUUUUAUGUGUCAGCUGUGCAAGCCUCGCUGUCAACUCCUUCUUAUUCCAAAAGCUCUGUGAAUAUUCACAGCAACAGUGGCAUACUUCUUUGUGCUCACUCGAUAAGAUGAUUGCCCAGUCAGAAAAUCUGAAUGCAAGGGCAGUGAGUGCUUAUUUUAUAGUCCAAGAAAAUAAGAGUACUAUGUUGACGUGCUAUAAUACAAUGCAGGAAAAAAAUAAGAAAACUGCACUUACUAAACUCCAGAAAAACAUGAAGAUACGAUUGAAAUCUAUCAAAGAUAAAAAGAGACUUCGGAAAAAAAUUCCUUGUCCCUCCUGCCCCAAAAUAUUUGUUAAAGAAUAUGAGUUGGAAGAUCAUAGGGAAAAAGUACACUAUCCCAAAAAUAUUAAAUGUGAUUCAUGUACAAAAAUGUUCAGCACCAAAAAACAAUUGCGUAGACAUAAAAAUCUGUAUCAUGUUAAAUUCACUUGUAUAGAGUGCAGUUUAGAACUCUCAUCGAAACAUUUACUUAGAUUACACAUGGAUAAACACUAUAGGAAUUCUUGUGUGCGGUGCAAUAAAAAAUUCGAGAGUCUGAAAUCAUAUAAAGUCCACAUGAAAUCAUGUGGACAGAGGGAAAAAUUUAUUUGUGACAUAUGCAGCAAAGCAUUCGCUCAGAAGCAAGGUCUCACAUGUCAUUUAAAAUGUUUGCACGGUUUCGGUAAAAACUUAUUAUCAUGCAAAUGGUGUGGGAAGAAAUUUGACAUGAAAAGUAGACUGAGCGAACAUAUUGUGAAGCAUACAAGAGAACGAAACUUUACGUGUGAGAUAUGUGGUGCAAAAUUUGUGUCAAAUCCAUCUCUUGUGUACCACAGAAGAUUACAUACGGGAGAACGACCGUACCCUUGUGACAUGUGCAAUGAACACUUUCUGUCUGCAACUACUAGGCUGCUACACAAACAUAGAGUACAUUUAGGACCGACCAAAGAGUGCAACAUAUGUCAAGCAAAAUUUAUUACUAGCUUUGAGCUAAAAAAACAUAAGAAGUGGCAUCAUAAUCCUCAUUCUAAACUGUACGUUCCUACAUUGAAACAAGAAACAGAAUUAUGAUCAAAUGAUGAGUAUAUAAUUUGUGAAAAAGUGCAUAUUGUGUAAUUUUUCUAUUUUUUCCAUUAUGUACAGACAUAUUAUUAUGUAAAAUUUCAGUAUGUUACCACAAAGAAGUAUGUUCCCAUAAUGCAAGAAGAGAAUAUUCCAGUUGGAUUGUUUAUUAAUAGUUUGCAAACUGCAACAAAACAAAUUAAUAAAAAAAACUUUAUUUAUGCUUGUGGGGUACUUUUUGGGGUAAAUAUUGUUGUUUGUAGUCAUCUCUGAUCCCUAAUAUCUGGAUU